Messenger RNA from Rotaria sp. Silwood2, 291 nucleotides. Lineage: Eukaryota; Metazoa; Rotifera; Eurotatoria; Philodinida; Philodinidae. The record is from the annotation of a GenBank genome assembly.
AUGCCAUUCAUCAAGGACAAUGGUCAGUUUAGAUUUACACCAGAUGAAGAUCUAACAGCAUCGCAAAUUAAGAGUUAUUUUUCGUAUGUUACUCGAAGACGACGCAAACAAGUGAAUGAAAGCCAGCGUUUAUCAAGUCAAUCAGUGGCAACAAAUAAUGGUUACCGAAUGGAUUUGAAUGAUAGCGAUGAAGAAAUUGAUGAGGAAAAUACAAGCGAUUACGAUUCUCAAGUUGCUGCUGAACAAAUAGCUGAUUUUCAACAAAUAGCGAGAAACAUCUUAAAAAAGUAG